This is a messenger RNA of Aspergillus bombycis, 1263 nucleotides long. RefSeq names its product protein kinase domain protein. Bases 1 to 1263 code for a protein of 420 amino acids. Gene Ontology annotation, biological process: regulation of mRNA processing; spliceosomal complex assembly; protein phosphorylation. The record is from RefSeq and is a predicted model, not a curated record. The transcript has 5 exons. Lineage: Eukaryota; Fungi; Ascomycota; Eurotiomycetes; Eurotiales; Aspergillaceae. Gene Ontology annotation, molecular function: ATP binding; protein kinase activity.
AUGCAUGCUUACCAUCGACCUCCUGGGAAAUUAUCGCGCCUUAUUCCAUCAGUUCCCAGUUUCAGAUUGGUUUCUCGAGCCACGUCUCCCGUCAUGCGAGAGGAGAAUGACAACCCGGAGUAUGAUCGUAAGAAAUAUUAUCCCGCUCGUAUUGGAGAGACCCUCGCUAGACGAUACCGCAUCAUCUCAAAGCUCGGCUGGGGUGCCAAUUCCACCGUCUGGCUCGCCAAAGACACAGCUCGUUGGGCGUGGCAGUCAAACCGAUAUGUGACGGUAAAAAUUACCAACUGCGGCAAAGAAGAGCAAAGAUCGGCCACGGAAGAAUUGGAAAUGUCGCGAUAUAUCUCGCAGUUGCGAUCGAGUCAUGAAGGUCGGGCAUACGUCCGGCUGGUCCAUGAGUCCUUUGGCCUCCGAGGCGCGCAGGGAGAGCAUUUAUGCUUGGUAUAUGAACCAUUAAGGGAACCACUGUGGCUUUUGGGGAAGCACCUUGGAAGCAACGGCGUGCCUCCCGCUGUCCUCAAGCCGUUUUUGAAAUUAUUGCUCCAGGGCCUUGACUUUCUGCACUCUGAGUGCCAUAUUAUACAUACCGAUCUCAAGGCAGAUAACUUUCUCGUGGGAUUCGAAGACCGUGAUGUUCUUGAGAAUUAUGCUCGCGAACAAGAACGCAAUCCUGCUCCGUGUUGGGAUCAUGAUGGUCAUCCUGUAUUUCAGUCUCGUUCAGACUUCGGGCAUCUGAGGAAAGGGAUGGGACUAGUUCAAAUUAGCGACUUCAGUGCUGCUGUUUUUGGCAACACCUCUGAGGCUCAUAAUCAUGAUAUUCAGCCUCAACCCUUUUGUGCACCAGAGGUACUUUUAAAGGCAACCCGGACAUAUAGUGCCGAUAUUUGGAACCUGGGAACCAUGCUAUGGGAGCUUCUUGCAGAUGAUAUUCUUUUCGAUGGACUGGACUCUAGCAGCAACACAUAUUCCCGAGCAAAGCACAUAGCCCAAAUGAUACGCGUACUUGGUCCACCUCCACUGCAAGUACUAGCAAGGGCAGACCAAGGCAUUUGUUCAGCCCUCUUCUCCAGUCAUGGAGAGUUCAAAUUUCCAGGUAUAGUCCCACCUGACGAGUUCAACCUUUCCAACAGUACGCCAUUUCUCCACGGAGAAGACAAAAGGCUUUUUCUUGAAUUUGUGGGGAAAAUGCUCCGCUGGGAGCCAGCUGAUCGGGCAACGGCUGGGGAGCUGUACAAUGACCCCUGGCUCAGCUUUAAGCCUUAA